Clavispora lusitaniae ATCC 42720 is the source of this 594-nucleotide messenger RNA. It is a transcript of the gene MET16, whose product is annotated as phosphoadenylyl-sulfate reductase (thioredoxin). Lineage: Eukaryota; Fungi; Ascomycota; Pichiomycetes; Serinales; Metschnikowiaceae. Gene Ontology annotation, cellular component: cytoplasm. Gene Ontology annotation, molecular function: phosphoadenylyl-sulfate reductase (thioredoxin) activity. The record is from RefSeq and is a predicted model, not a curated record.
AUGGACAUGAUCUCCAAGCAGAAGCCCGUUGACUUGAUUUUCAUCGACACUUUGCACCAUUUCCCGCAAACCUAUGACCUUGUGGACAAGAUCAAGGCCAAAUACAACCCCAAAUUGCAUGUGUACAAACCAAAGGACACCGAAACAGAAGCGGAAUUCACGAAAAAGCAUGGCGACUCGUUAUGGGAAAAAAACGACGAGCUCUACGAUUUCCUUGUUAAGGUCGAACCUGCGCAGCGGGCCUAUAAAGAGCUUGGCGUGAAGGCUGUUCUUACGGGCCGCAGAAAAAGCCAGGGCGGAGCCCGGGCCGCUUUGCCUGUGGUGGAGGUCGAACAGUCCAGUGGCAUCAUCAAAAUCAACCCAUUGUGGGAUUGGGACUUUGCCCAGGUUAAGCAGUACAUUACCGAGCACAAUGUGCCUUAUAAUGAGUUGUUGGAUUUGGGUUACAAGUCUGUUGGCGAUUGGCACUCGACGGUUCCUGUUGCGGAAGGCGAAGACGAGAGAGCAGGAAGAUGGAAGGGCCAGGCAAAAACAGAGUGUGGAAUUCACGAAACAUCCAAGUUUGCGCAGUAUUUGGCCAGCCUGGGCGCCUAG